Molecule: messenger RNA, 1122 nt
Organism: Fusarium coffeatum
Lineage: Eukaryota; Fungi; Ascomycota; Sordariomycetes; Hypocreales; Nectriaceae
Exons: 3
Coding region: 1-1122 (373 amino acids)
Source: RefSeq, a predicted model, not a curated record
AUGACAGGCGAUCACAGGGGCUUCCUCGUGCCCGACAGAUACGUCGACGACCUUCCCAAUGACACCGACAUGAACAUCGCCUCCAUCGCCUGGGGUUUAUCCCUAGGCAUUACGGUUUUCAACGUCGCAAAGGCCGUUCGACAGACUCAAUCAUCGUGGCAGCGUAGAAAGAAGAUUACUAGUUAUGUCGCUCUUCUUUGGGCUGAGAUUAUCUCGAGUUUUUUGCUGGGUAUUAUGUGUUGGUUUUAUCUGAGGGGGAAUAUCGAGCCUAGCAUGCAGUUUUUCUUCUUCAUUAUUGUCUGGUGGUCUACCCAAGUCCAAUGUCUCAUCCAAAUCAUCAUCAACCGAGUUUCCUUAUUAAUGGUCGUCCGAUCCAACGGUACAAAGCUCAAAUGGCUCUGCUUCCUCAUCCUGUUCGCCAUCAACAUCAGCGUUUUCUGCAUCUGGGUACCCGCUCGACUUCAGAUUAGCGACAAGUAUGUUCAUCUCAACGAGAUCUGGGAUCGAUGCGAAAAGGUCAUCUUUGCUCUUAUGGACGCUGUCCUCAACUUUUAUUUCAUCUACAUCGUCAAGCAGCGCCUUGUCGCCAACGGUCUUCAGAAGUAUACUCGUCUUUAUCAGAUGAAUAUGUUCCUGUGUGGUAUUUCUAUUGCUCUGGAUAUUUUGCUUAUUUGCAUGAUGUCUCUUCCUAACGGUUUUGUUUACAUUCAAUUCCAUCCCCUCGUCUACCUCCUCAAACUCCACAUCGAAAUGAACAUGGCCGAUCUGAUCGGUAAGGUCGUCCGAGCCGGUAACAACGAUCCCCGCAACGGCGGAAACGACUACAGCUCCCGAUCCCGAACAACCGGUGCCUCUCGCGCUCACGGACGCUUCGGUAACACUCUUGCCAGCGCACAUCACCGAACGCACAUCGAACUUGGCGAGGAUGACGACUACGAGCUUAAGGAGCGUGAGAAGAUUGAAGGUAUCAAGAAGACCGUCGUCACCAAGAUUGUGCAUACGGGCGAGCCGAAGCAGAUGGAUGAUAGUGAUUCCACGGUUGAGGAUCAUAACAAUGAUGUCGCUACUAGUGAAGCUAGCUCGACCAAGCAUCUUCAUCAGCGCAAGUAUAGCGUUGUCUAG